This is a messenger RNA of Linepithema humile (Argentine ant), 7727 nucleotides long. RefSeq names its product Megator (gene Mgtor). Lineage: Eukaryota; Metazoa; Arthropoda; Insecta; Hymenoptera; Formicidae. The record is from RefSeq and is a predicted model, not a curated record. Gene Ontology annotation, biological process: protein import into nucleus; mRNA export from nucleus; regulation of mitotic spindle assembly. Gene Ontology annotation, cellular component: nuclear pore. Gene Ontology annotation, molecular function: structural constituent of nuclear pore.
GGAAAUGCAAGACGUUAAUGACGCCGAGUGUUCUGUGAGAUUAACCUAACAGUUUUAUUGGCUACUCUGAUUACUUUCGGUUACUCGCAUUGCUUUGUACUACGUAACGACGAAGCGGUAAACGUUCGCAUUUUCAGAAAAACGCGGUAAGUGUUUUAACUAAGGCGCAAAUGUGGUUUUUAUUGAGAACAAUUCGACAACUUAACCCCGGAAUCUGAGAACGCCGAUCGUGAAUUUUCACGACUCAACUUUUGAUAAAUAUAAUUCGCCGACAUGGAAGUGGUUGAAGAGAAUGAGCCUAACGUUUUACGGGAGAUAGCGAAUGACGAGGAAUUGGCGCAAAUUCCACAAGAAUUAGUGAGGAAAAUUCAUUCACAUUUCAAUGUGAAAUUUGACGAAUUUAUAACUGCCAAGGCAGUUUUUGAAACUAACCGGAAAAAUCUGGAACAAAAUUUGGAAAAAACACAAAAAGAGUUUGCGGAACAGAAGUUGUAUCUUGAUGAAUACAAAGAGAAAUCAGAAUUAGCAGAAAAGAACAAUGCAGAGUUAUGCAGCAAUCUGGAAGAAGUUAAGAAUGAAGUACACAAAUUACAAGAAUCUGUCAAACGUUUGGAGAAGGAAAAUGGCGACCUACGUAGACAAAGAGAUGCAGUUACGGAUGAGGCAAAUGCAUUGCAGCUUCAAGUUGAAAGGAGAGAUACUGAAGUUGAACGAAUGCGCACUGAAUUAUCCUCCUUAAGCUCUCAGCUUCAAACUGCAAUUGCAACUAAAUGCCAAACUCUAGCUGAGACUGAAGAAAUUCGCAGUCGAGAAAUGACUUUAGACUUCAAGGAGAAACGACUGGAACAAGAACGAGCACUUCUUUCUCAACAAAUGGCAGGCCUUGAAGAAGAACUGAACAAGAGAACCUCUGAAUUGCAGACAUCAAGAUCUGAAGCCUCUGGCAGAGCUCUUUUAAUUGAUACUAAACUGUCCCAACGCGAGGAAGAGCUGCGCAUAGCCAAUGAAGCUAAUUCGCAAUUGAGAAUAUCAAUAUCGUCUCUUCAGCAACAGUGCGACGAAUUAGUUCAGAAAGUGGAACAGCAACGAGCUCAUGAGAUCGCUAUAAAUGAUUCUUAUCAAAAAGAAAUUAAUGCACAGAAGAAUCUAGCCAGUUUAUAUGAAUCCAUGAAAGAUGACGCUAAUGCCAAGGCUGAGGCAAUCUCCAAUGCAGCGAGUGAAUUGCAGAAACUUGUAGAUGGUACUGCAGAAGAAUACGGAAUUUUGGAGACAAAGUACAAUCAAUUAAUGCUCCAACAUAAGCAAGAUAUCGAAGAGAAAGAACAAAACAUAGAGAGCCUAACAAAGGAAUUGGAACACGCUAAUGAAUUGCUGAAGAGUAUCCAACAAGAGAAAUUAGAUCAAGCUGUGGAACAGUUAGCGCCUACAGCAGCCAUAACAAGUCGAGUGCUUCGAAAGGGUUUGAGUCUUACGCAGAUUUACACGAAACAUGUCGAGAUCAGCAAUGAAUUGACUUUGACGCAAGAAGAGAACAAACGCCUGAAAUCUGAAAUGGAAGUGAUACAUCGCGAACUUGAGGAGAGAGCGCCAUUGGUACAGCAACAGCUUCAAGAUUACGAAACGGCUAUGAAUAAUGUGGUAACGCUGACGUCAAGGUUGGACGAACUCCUCGUGGAGAAUCAGCGUCUUCACGAGAGAGCCGAUGAGGCUAACCGUAUAGCCAAGCAUCAUACGCAAGAAAAUCAGAGACUGAAAACUGAACUCGCUGACUUGGCGAGACAAGUGUGUUAUCUUCUCAAAGAAGUCCAAGAAAGUCGCAGUGGUACCCGCGUGGAAAAUAGAAAUUUAUCUUCGUCCAUAGAUACGGACGAUAUCUUGUCAUCGCAAAUCAUCAGCAAGAAGCUGGUGACCUUUAAGGACAUUGAGGAGCUGCAGGAAAAUAAUCAGAAGCUCUUGGCGGUUGUACGCGUGUUAUCAUCCAGGCAGGAAGAGAUCGAACGUGCCACCGAUGAGAUAAAUUCUGGCGAGAUGAAGGAAAAAUUGGAUCGUUACAUGGAGCAGCUAUCGGAGAUGCAGGUUUCGCAGGACAGGCAGUCGAAAAUGUUGGAUGGUCUUUUGAAGCAAAGGGACAUGUACAAGAAUAUGUACCAACAGAUCUUGAAGAACUCUGAGAAGAAGAAGGAUGAAACGGAAAAUGAUAUGGAGGAAGGCACAUCUAAAGCAGAGGAAGAAUCGAAGACCACGAAAAGCAAUCAGGAAAAGGAGGAGUGGUCGAAAAAGUUGAAGUUAGUCGAGGACAAACUCAAACAUGUCUCGGAUGAAUACGAGAUGUACCGAAAGGAGCGGACUGCGCACGAGAAGAUGUUGGGCGAGGAGGUGGAGAGACUCAGAAAGGAAGCGGAAGCAAAUUCAGCGAGAUGUUGCAGACUGAGAGCACAACUGGACUCUGCGAACGAGAGAUUUACACUCUUGCAAGGCAACGUCGCUUCUUACAAGACUCAAAUCAAGACUCUGGAAGAGAAGUGCACCAAUUACAAUGUCACCAUCGGUAAGCACGAGCAGAGCAUUAUGAUCCUGAAAGAUGAGACGCUCGGCGCGCAGACUCGCUUGUCACGUGCUGAAGUUCAAUUGGAGAAUGUACGGCAAGAAUGCCGAAUUCUGCGAGAUUCCGAAGGACGGCUGCUGAAGGAACGGGAAGUUUAUCAGAGGGAAAGACAGACUCAAUCUCUGCUCAAAGCGGAUAUGGAAUCUAUCAAAGCCAGUUUGGAACGCGUCCAGGCUGAAGGACAGCUCAGGACCGAGCAGAGACUCGACGACGCUAACAGAGAGUGCGCCGCGCUUCGGCGUCGUCUUCAAGAAGAACAGGAUCGCUUUAGAGAAUUGACUUCACAUCAGGAGAGACAAUUGGUAAUCUUACAAGACAGAUUGAAGGAAGAACGCGAAGUGAGCGAGAAGAUAAAGGCACAGUUAGAUCAAGCGCGAGAAACUGAGGCUCAAAGCAGUCAAAAAGUCGACGAACUAAGCAACAAAUUGAGACAGGCAGCCGCCCAUUCCAUCUCUAAGCCUUUGACAGGAGAUGAGGGUCUUGUGAAGAGAGUGAAGGAGCUGGAGAUACAGUUGAAUACUUAUCAAGUAGAAGUGAAGUCGCUCUCUGAACAACUGAAAGCAGCUAGACAACAAAAUCAACAAUACUGCGAUAUCGCCGAGAGCGCAGAGACGCAAUUGAGAGAAUUGACCGCGGAGUAUAACAAGUGCAAAGAGGAGUUGGAGAACGCCCUGAAGGAAUCGCGCGUAGAGAUUAUUUCGCUGCAAAAGAAAGUGAAGGAUCUGAGCAACGAUCUGGCAAGAAUAUCGAAUGGUAGGCAGGAAACCGAUUCAGAGCUAAGAGAGAGGCUGGCCGAGGCUGAGAGGAAGGUCGAGGAGCUGGACGAGUUGAAGGGCGAGCUGGAGUUGUUGAAGAGCGAUCUGAAAUCUGUCUCCAUCACGGCCAAAGAAACAGAAGAGAAAUACGCGAGGGAAAUGAUGCAGCAUUCGUCCGAUUUGCAGCUUCUCGCCAAACUGAAGGAAGAAGCUCAGCAAGUUCAACAGCGUAUUAGUGUUUUGACUCAAGAGCGGAAUGCAGCGUUGGAAGCUUUGAAGAUUGAGAAAUCUGCUUCUAAAGAAAGAGAACAGAAAUUAACGAAUGAGAUCGAAGAGACGCAGAAAAGAGUCGUGGAUCUGGACUCGCAAAAUACACUUCUGCAUAAUCAAAUCCAGGAAUUGGGCGACCGAGUCGCCAUUAUACAGAGUCAGCAGACCAAGAUAAGUGGAAGAGAGAGCCCCGAUACCAGCCUGGAAGCUCUGAAUAAGAGUUUCAGCUCUCUGGAGGAAGACUCCAAGUCAGUGGAACAGUUGUUGAGAGUCAUGAAGUACUUGCGAAGGGAGAAAGAUCUGGCGAUGGCGAAAUCCGACGUUCUACGAGCGGAAAAUCUCAGAUUGAAGUCACAGGCCGAGAUGGCAGAGAAACGGCUGAAAGAAUCUGAAACCUUGCUGAAUUCUGAACGAGAAAAGUCCGAAAUCGACGUAAUGACGACGUCCAAGCACGCAGAACUACUGCGUAAAGUGGAGACUUUGAAUGCUAUCACGGAUUCUAACCGUAUUCUCAGGGAGGAAAGAGACAGUUUGAGUGCCAAGGUGAACGAGCUCAUGGCAAAAGUGAAUGCUUUAUCGGAGGAAGUGGUGCCUCUUCGCGAUAUAUCUAGAGACUUGACGGCGAAAACUGAAGCUUUGGCGGAAGAAAACACCAGCUUGAAGGGCGAGGCGACCAGGUGGAGACAGAGAGCGAAUACGUUAUUAGAGAGAGCGAAUAAGGCCAGCCCCGAGGAUUGGCGGCGACUACAGACCGAAAGAGAGAAUCUCAGCAAAUUGUUGACGUCAGAAAGGGAGACUCAUGCGAAGAGAAGUGAAGAAUUUAAUCAAACGAAGAUGGAGAAGUCGAAACUCGAAGAGCAAUUGGGACAAAUGCAAAAACAAAUACAAACUCUGGACGAGCAGAUGUUACGCUCGUCUGAAGAGGUCCGCAAACUUGGCCAAGAGCUCAACGAUGCAUUAGCAGAUUCCUCUUCGAAGGCGAAAGAUCUGGUUUUGCUCAGAAAGGAACUAAGCGACAAGGAAGCCGUUCUUAACGACAUUAGAAACAAGGAAAUUCAAAUUCGCAAAAUAGCCAAAAAAUACAAAACGCAGUUCGAGGAACUUGCGAGAACCGUCGAGGAAGAAAAGAAUCGUAACGAAGAAGCCCGAAAUGAGGACACCUCUGGCGCGGCCGCGCAAGAGCGCGAGGAUCAAUUGCGAGAGGAAGGCCGCCAAGAACUGCGACAAAUGAACGUCGAACUCACGACAAAGAUGGAUGAAUUAACUCGCCAGAUGGCAGCGAAUCAGAGCGAAACCGACAAUCUGAGAAAGGAGAUCGAAGCUAUAAAUCGCAGUAGCAUAGAGAAAGAAGAGAGAGCGAAGCAGGUUCUCAAAGGCGCUAGGACGAAAAUCAUGCAGUUGACAGAAUCGAAGAAGAUCUGCGAGAAGGAGUUGUUAGAUUUGAAAUCUAGAAUAGAAUCUGGAGCUGGGAGCGCGGGGAUAUCAGGCGAUCCCGAGACAGAGCAUGAUGCGCGUCUAGUGGCGCUAAAAUCGCAGAUGGAAGGUCGCAUCUCUCGGCUGGAGCACGAAAAGUCGGAGAUACAGGCGGAGAAGGAGGCGCUUUUACAACGGGUUACUCAACUCCAGAGACAAUUGUCAGGCGUGAGUGGAGUAAGCGCGACCACGGAGCCGCCGACGGCGAAUAUCAAGCCGAUGUCGGCUAGAACGGAUACACCUUUGGCGAGUAUCCGGCCAAUGAGCGUAGUGGUGCAAUCACGAACGGCAGCUGUAUUGCCCACUACAGCUGGUGCGCCGGUCAUGGUUGCACCACAUCAGAUGCAGCAGCAACAGCAACAGAUAGUACAUACUACGGAAACGAGCUCGCCGACUAGCAGUCUGACGGACUUUCAGCCGGCGAGUACCAGCAGUUCUUCGCAGAGCGCACAGACUCUCCGCCAGUUGGUGGUGCAACCGCAAUUAAGCGAGUCGGCUGAAUCGACGCAAAGGGAAGAUCCGGAAAGCGCAGAAUCGCUCAAUGUACAACCGCAGCAGCAACAGUGCCAGCAACAGCAGCAGCAACAGCAGCAGCAGCAAACUGUAGCGUUGGUGAGCCCCAGAGUGGAACAGCAGCAGCAACAGCAGCAGCAGGUUGUCGUCAGCGAUCAACAACAGACGGUAGCGAGCAGCUCCACACAAUCAGUUAGCACAUCUCAAGCGUCCAUAAGUCUCAAAGGUCGAGUUCUAGACUCGACUGCUUCUGGUUCUGGAAUGAUUGAGGGAGUGGACCACGGACGCCAAGAACAGGCGCAGAGUCCGAAGACCAAGAGAAGCAGGCAGGAUAUCAGCGCGACCGCGAGUGCUAGCGUCUCCGACGUGGAGUAUCAGGUUCCUACAUCAAGCCAGAGAGAUCAAGACGAGGAAAUGGAAGAAGGUUGCGUGGUGGUCGUAGAUUGUGACGAAGGUGAAGGUGGAGGCAACCACCAAGCUCAAGAAGAGGAGGAAUUCGACAAUGAUCCGUACGAGAUGGAGGAGGAGGAAGAGGAGCCUUACGAAGUCGAAGUGGAAGUCGAACGAGACAAUAACGAGGUGGAGAUUAUUAUGGAGGAGGAUUCCACCAGUGUCGAGGUGCCGAGGCAAGGCCAAGCAGUCAUGCCUACCAAUCAGCAACAGUCCGAAGCCAUCAGCAGCGCUGGGCCGACCGGCGAGCCUCAAACGUCUUUCACGACGAGAUCGUCGAGAGUGAUUGCGCCGAUGCCCAGACAGCAACAGCAGCAACAUCUUCUUCUGCCACAGAGUUACGAAGAUGGCGGCGAUGACUGCAUUGUACCGAGCACGCCUACUCUGUUUGUUCCUCGCCGCGAUGGCUUCGGCGAAGCUGUGAGUUCUCCGCAAGUUCCGCAGGCUCGUUUCACUUUCGGAGAUUCGUCGGCGCCUACAACAGCCUCGUCGACGCCGUCUUUAACGACGCCCACAGGUUCCACUACAAGAACCAUCUUCGGUUCUUCAUCGAAUUCUGCAGUGCCUCAGGUGGUCCAGGAAAGCCUAGAUGAUAGUAGAAUGGACCUGGUGCAAAUGGAAGAAGGUGGCACUGGUCGUAGCGUGCCCACUACACCGCUCCAGGUGUCUCCAGCUGCAGAUUUACCACCAUCGACUAGUAGUGGCCAAGUCGAAGAACAAGAAACCAGCGUAUCCGUCGCGCCCGUUUCUGUGACAGUCACUUCCGGUGACAAUGUCGAAGAAGUCAGCAUUCCGAAUAUUCGCAUCGUGGGUACUGAUGAUCAGCAACGCGGUCCAAUCGAAGCCACGGAAUCUAGCACAACACCAAGCGAAGGAGUGAGUUCAGAGGGUGAAAAACGAUCAGAAGAAUCGGUGACCGAGGAUGAUAGCGUGGAUACAGUGGAAGUGGCGGAAGAAGCAGGAAGCGAACUCGUCGAAGACGAAGUCGAGGAAGAGAGUCGCGAGGCAGAGGCAUCGCCGUCUAGCAAUACUCGCCAGAGAACGAUGGCGGCCAACCUGGCGGCCAGCAUGACGAAUGCGGGUGAAUCUAACAACGCCAGGGGAGCGACGCUGAGAAGAUCGCCGAGGUCGCCGUUCAGGGCAGCGAGAGGUGCGAGACCUACGCCGAUUGUAUGGGGAGAAGGCCAAUCCGGUAGAGGACAAGCCGUGAUGCGAGGGCACACGACAAGAGGGACCACAAGCGAAGGAGGACGAGGACGAGGAACGCGCGGCCGACGAAUGCGUUCAAAAUAUCCUUAUGGUCGAUAUUCGUAAUAUCGCAUAUCGACUAUGUUUCUUAUUUUGUACGCCUUUUAUUCGGCAGAUAUUCUGUGUAGAUUAUACCGUCGAUUCCUGUUAAGUAAGUAAAGAGAACUUUAAUGAAACUGAUUUUUCACUUUUUUCUGGAAAAAAUAUGCAGGAAUUACAUAGAUAUAUAUUUAUAUUAAUUUUGUUCAUGUAUCUCUUUUAAGUAAGGUUUUUUAUUUAAGAACUUCUGGAAAUGAUGGAGUGUCUGAUGUUUGUAAAGGUUUAAAGAUUGAAAAACUUUGCAGAGGUUUUGUUACUUUUAGCUUCUAAGAAAUAAAUUCCAUAAUUAUGAAAUAAAGUUAAGUUCCUAUUUU